Molecule: messenger RNA, 267 nt
Organism: Sphaeroforma arctica JP610
Lineage: Eukaryota; Ichthyosporea; Ichthyophonida
Exons: 1
Coding region: 34-267 (77 amino acids)
Biological process (GO): protein secretion; endoplasmic reticulum to Golgi vesicle-mediated transport; intracellular protein transport
Cellular component (GO): Golgi membrane; endoplasmic reticulum-Golgi intermediate compartment; endoplasmic reticulum
Source: RefSeq, a predicted model, not a curated record
UACCUGGAGAUCAGCCUGCGCCACAAGAGUGAGAUGGUCAUCUACGAGGCCGCUCGCGCCAUCUGCAACCUCCCAGAUGUGACUGCGCGUGAGCUACAACCGGCUAUCAGCGUAUUGCAGUUGUUCCUUUCCUCGCCCAAGGCUACGCUGCGAUUCGCGGCGAUUCGGAACCUCAGCAAUAUUGCCAUCAACCAUCCCCUGGCGGUGACGCCUUGCAAUUUGGAUAUGGAGAACCUCAUCACCGAUCAGAGUGUGUGGCGUGUAUGA